Rhincodon typus (whale shark) is the source of this 1424-nucleotide messenger RNA. Its product is annotated as microtubule-associated protein 6-like. Gene Ontology annotation, biological process: cytoskeleton-dependent intracellular transport; microtubule cytoskeleton organization; regulation of microtubule cytoskeleton organization. The record is from RefSeq and is a predicted model, not a curated record. The transcript has 3 exons. Bases 204 to 1079 code for a protein of 291 amino acids. Gene Ontology annotation, molecular function: microtubule binding; calmodulin binding. Gene Ontology annotation, cellular component: cis-Golgi network; microtubule; Golgi-associated vesicle. Lineage: Eukaryota; Metazoa; Chordata; Chondrichthyes; Orectolobiformes; Rhincodontidae.
GGGAGGAGAGCAGACGGUGCGCCGGCUCGGUGAAUAUUGCGGACCUGGACGCGCCCAUGGAGGAGCCCGCUAAGGAAGCUCUCGCCGGGUGAAGCCGGCCGGAUGGUGCGGGCAGCACAGCGGCCGGGGCUUUGCAGUACCAUUAGUCGCUGGACUGGGUGUGGGUCUGGGUCUGGGAGCUGUGCCCCUGCCCGGCCGCCGCUAUGGCUUGGCCGUGCAUUAGCCGGGUCUGCUGCCUCUCUCGCUUUUGGAGCCAGUUGGACAAGUCGGAUCUCUCGGUGCCGCUGACCGUCCAGCAUUACUCCGAGGUUAUAGAACAGGAGGUGAGAUCCGUGGCACAGCAGGUGCUUCCGGACACGUCCCUGCCCAGCAACCCUCCCCAGGCUCCCGAACCCCGAGGGGAACCGGCUGAUGUUCAGGAGUCAGUCUCCAAGCACGACUUCAGGUCUUGGAAGGUGCGCAAGGAGGCGAGCUGCAAGCCCAGGCGGGAAUACCAGCCUUCCGAGGUCCCCUUCUCCAGCGACACCCAGUACAAGCUCGACUUCAAAGCCUGGCCCAUCCCCAGGAAGGAGAACUACCCCUGGCUGAAGGCAGGGCAGGAACAGCGGCCCAUGCCCAGCAGCGCCAGCGCUCACACUCUGCAUCCCUCCGGAUCAACCGCAGAUAAGCAGCAGAGAGGAGCCAAGCUGCAAAACCAUGCCAGGGAACCCGUGCACAGGCACACCACAGAGGAGCAGAUCAGACCCGCGGUGAAAACCACUUCCUACAGACAGGAAUUCCAGGCAUGGACUGGCGUUGAAGUGGUCAAACCUGUGAAGAUAAAACAAGAGUACACGCCCCCAGGAGACAAGAUUGUCCUUGAAAGCAGUUACAGGGCUGCUUUCACAGAGGAUGCAUUUCGGCGUAUAGAACCAUUGCAGGUUACAUCCAGCAAGUCCCAGAACCAAAUAGCUUCAUUAACUGAGACUGACAACACAACAAAGACAGAGAGCUCAGAACCAGUGGUGAAGACAAAGUUGUCGCCAUCUUCGAAUUCCUCAGCGGUGUUCCAGAGCCGCUCCCGUGUGUUGAAUAUAUAAACCCGGUCACAGCGUCCUCUCGAAGGAGCUGUCCCCUUGCUGAAGUAGACCCGGACGAAAGGCAGCUGCUUUAAAUUCCUCCACGACAAACUAUGCAAAACAAACCUUGGAGAGGAGCACUGUUGGCAUUUUGAAGUGCCCCUCAGUUGAAUGUUCAUUUGCAAUCGCCUGAUAAAUACUUGGCAUUGUACAGUAGAUGAUAAGUCCCAUUGGACUCGAACAAAACUCUGUUUAAUGUGUGAAUGCCUCAUCUGCAUGUUGAGUAAGGAGUAGAUUGUUUAAUUACGCACCAGAGACUUGGACAACAAGCAAUAGGUCGGGCAAUAAAAGCUGAGAGAAAAGUAA